Elgaria multicarinata webbii is the source of this 1758-nucleotide messenger RNA. It is a transcript of the gene C2H14orf39, whose product is annotated as chromosome 2 C14orf39 homolog. The transcript is spliced from 18 exons. The record is from RefSeq and is a predicted model, not a curated record. Gene Ontology annotation, cellular component: central element. The coding region runs from base 1 to 1758 and encodes 585 amino acids. NCBI's taxonomy places the organism in Eukaryota, Metazoa, Chordata, Lepidosauria, Squamata, Anguidae. Gene Ontology annotation, biological process: homologous chromosome pairing at meiosis; oogenesis; meiotic DNA double-strand break processing involved in reciprocal meiotic recombination.
AUGAAUGACAUUAUCUUUAACAACCUGGACAGGCUGCUGCUACAACUUGUUUUUCAGCUUGAGCAAGCAUCAUAUGCUAAGGAACAUGUGAAACAACAGAUACAGAUUUAUGCUGCAAAUAUUGUGGGGGAAAAGAUUGAAAUCUGUCAGCUACAAGAAGAUAUUAACAAAAAUGAUGAAGUGAUUAUUAGCCUGCGCAAACGAAACAAUAACAGUAAGGAAAAUUGUAAUGAAUGGAAACCAACAUUUUUUAUUCUUAAUAAACAUGAAGAAUAUUUGAAGGAAGAACUUCAGAAACUCCAGGAAACUACAGAAAAAGACAAGAAAAUGUACCAGGAAUAUAUGAAUCAGUAUCAAGAAACUUUCAACCAGCAUCAAGCAAAGUAUUUAGAAACUGCAAUUGUCCAGGAAUAUUACCAGGAAAAAAAGGAAUUUGAAGAAAUCCAAAACCGAAUUCUGAAACAGUCUGAAUUAUUAAAACAGAAAGAAGCUGAAGUGAUGGAUCUUCAAGAACCUGGUCCAUUUCUGUCACUUUUAUCCUGGGCAUCACAGAUCGCUUGUUUGAGACAGAACACAAAAGAAACUCUUACACAUUCAGUGCUUCUCAGGCAACAAUCACUUGAACUAAACAAAACAGCGGAAGAGCUAGAAAAGAAAAUGAAUUAUUUCAAACAGCAACGUGAAAAUAUUGCAGAAGAUCAGAAUGAUCCUGAAGAUCAAAAUCAUCAUGGAGUAAUAGAAGGCGGAAUUACAAAAAAUAUAGAAACAAGGAAGACAUUUGAUGAAAGCUUGUUCAAAGAGACCCGUCAUUUGUUAAAUGAGAAACAUCAGACAUAUAAGCUAUUGCAUCUCCCUAACAUAUCUCAGAAAUUAGUACAAAGUGUACCAACUCUGAAACCAUUGUUUCAGCACACACAACAUACAGAAAGUGUAGAAGAGAAAGAAGAACCUGCACCGCAUUCAGCAAUGACCAGUAUGUACUUCAGCCAAGUGGAAAAUGAAAAUCAGAAUUGUAAUGACACCACAGGAAGCGACAUUGCAAAAACUGCCCAGAUUUCAUCUAAAACAAGCUUGCCAAGCCAAGUCAAACCAUUCAGGUUGCUAGGUUAUCAAACGCAAACAAGCAGCAAACAGAGGUUUGAAACUGAGGCUAGAGAAAUAGCAGAAAAAAAGGCUGACUAUACAGGAAGGACAGAAGAAGAAACAUCAAAGGAUUCUGCAUAUAUAUCACAAGAUGGGCAGGCAGAACGUUACAUUAAGUCAACUGGACAUCAUUCUGUAGCAAGAGAAGAAGGUGCUGAAAACUUCCGAAGAACUCCAGAACCUAAUAUAUUUCCAAAGACACCUGAUUCUAGUGAGGCGAAAACUCCAUUUGAAUUACUUCACACAGAAAACGAAGGAUCAAUGUCCAAGUCACCUGCUUUUUCUUUUCUUACCGGCUUUACCACAAAAUCACCUGGAUUUAAUUUCUUUGAUUCGUCUGCAUUUGGAGCUGAAAUAUCACUGGAUGAGUCAGGUGAUAGCAGUUCUACAGGAAAUUUAAAUCCUAUUUCCCCAGGCAAAAUUGGAGAUUUAUUUGGGAAAAUGGACAGUGAGGAUUCAUUUGCAUUUUCCUUUCCAUCAUGUUCUCCUGCUCAAGCUUUCCAAGAUGGCAAAGAUGACUUCAGAUUUCCCUUUGCUUUUGGAUCAUCCCAGCCUGCCUCUCUAAAAAGCUUCCAAGCUUCGUCACAAAGCAGAAAGCCAUUUUCACUUUUUUGA